Messenger RNA from Arthroderma uncinatum, 873 nucleotides. RefSeq lists its product as uncharacterized. NCBI's taxonomy places the organism in Eukaryota, Fungi, Ascomycota, Eurotiomycetes, Onygenales, Arthrodermataceae. The transcript has 3 exons. The coding region runs from base 1 to 873 and encodes 290 amino acids. The record is from RefSeq and is a predicted model, not a curated record.
AUGAGGCCAGACACACAAACUAGCUCUGUCGAGCCAAACGGCACUGAGGAUAUAUGGAACGACCCAAAGAUUGUUGAGGAUUAUCGUUCCGCGGAGAAGGUGACGGUAGUUUUUGCUAGGUCUCUUAUAGAGCAAUCAGGCAUUUUAUCCAUCCAGAGAGAAGGGAAACCGUUGUCCAUUCUUGAUCAUGCUUGCGGGACAGGGGCUGUUUCGGCCGUUCUGCAUGAAAUGCUUCCUGAUUGGAAGAUUGAUGAUGGAUGGAAGUUGACCUGUGCAGACUUGUCUGGCGCAAUGAUUGAUGCUGUCAAGGCGAAAAUAGACGCUGAGGAAUGGGGAAACACCGAUACUGCAAUCGCAGAUUUACACAGGACGGGAUUGUAUACUGGUCAUUACACUCAUGUCUUUGUCUCCUUUGAAUGUCUUCGUAUUCUAAAGCCAGGCGGAACGCUUGCAUUCACUACAUGGGAAAAAUGUGGGUGGAGCGACGACGUCAACGCUGCCAUUGCUACCAUGCCCGGAAAUCUCCCCAAACCGACCCCAAAGGAGUUUCUCAUGUCACUAGGAAACGGCGAUGAAUGGCACAAUCCCGAUUGGGUUGAAGCUCAGCUUUCUAAACGAGGCCUUAAAGAUAUACAAGUUAAACUUGCUCCGAAGACAAUUGCGACGAGCACGCUGACUGAAAUAUUGCCCUCCCUCGCCCCUAUCAUUACCCAUAUACCCGCUAAAUUUUGGAAUAGCGAACAAAGGGAGCAACAUGGGGAUAACUUGGCAUCUGCAGUCUCAAGCUAUCUAGAAAAAAAUUAUAGCGUCGACCAGCUUAUCCCGAUGAAUUGGGUUGCGGUGGUAGCAACAGCGCAGAAACCUGCCAAUUAA